Polyodon spathula (Mississippi paddlefish) is the source of this 1991-nucleotide messenger RNA. RefSeq names its product POC1 centriolar protein homolog A-like. The record is from RefSeq and is a predicted model, not a curated record. The transcript has 11 exons. Gene Ontology annotation, cellular component: centriole; ciliary basal body. Gene Ontology annotation, molecular function: protein binding. The coding region runs from base 282 to 1640 and encodes 452 amino acids. Lineage: Eukaryota; Metazoa; Chordata; Actinopteri; Acipenseriformes; Polyodontidae. Gene Ontology annotation, biological process: cilium assembly.
ACAGCCUGGCUGAAUUACUGAAAACAUAGCAGAAAUUAACAAGAACUUAAGAAACCAGAGUUUGCAUAACUUAUCAAUCAAUUAAUAUAUACACGUGUCAUAAACGCAAGGUAAACAAAAGCUUAGUAAUUAUUCAAAGGAUUUAAAUAAAGUUACGGAAGAAAGCACUUGACUGCUUGAACCAACUGCUUCGUCGAUUUAAAAAAAAAAAAUUGUAGUACACUUUUUUUUUUUUUUUUUUUUUUUUUUUACGACUGCAAAUUGAAAACAUUUCUAGGAAAAUGAGUUCCGCAUUGGAGGAUCCUACUUUAGAAAGGCAUUUUAAAGGUCACCGAGACACCAUUACCAGUGUUGACUUGAACCCCAACAUGAAACAGAUUGCCACUGGCUCUAUGGAUUCCUGCCUGAUGGUGUGGAAUAUGAAAGCUCAGAUGAGGGCCUACAGGUUCGUGGGUCACAAAGACGCAGUGAUGUCGGUGCAGUUCUCUCCCUCAGGACACCUUGUAGCAUCGGCAUCCAGGGACAAAACAGUCCGCCUCUGGGUACCCAGCGUCAAAGGAGAAUCCACUGUAUUUAAAGCUCACACAGGAACAGUACGAAGUGUCAAUUUCUCCAGUGAUGGGCAAUCCUUAGUUACAGCAUCAGAUGACAAAACGGUCAAAGUAUGGGCAGUACACAGGCAAAGGUUCCUCUUCUCACUCAAUCAGCACAUCAAUUGGGUUCGCUGUGCCAAGUUUUCUCCUGACGGGCGAUUAAUCGUCUCAGCAGGUGAUGACAAGACCAUUAAAAUCUGGGAUAAAACUAGCCGCGAUUGUAUUCACUCGUUUUAUGAGCAUGGAGGCUAUGUCGGUUAUGUAGAUUUCCACCCUAGCGGUACGUGCAUAGCUGCUGCCAGUUCAGAUAACACAGUGAAAGUGUGGGAUAUUCGAAUGAACAAGCUGCUGCAACAUUACCAAGUGCACACUGCUGUGGUAAAUGGGCUAUCGUUCCAUCCAUCUGGAAACUAUCUCAUCACAGCGUCGAAUGACUCCACACUGAAAAUCUUGGAUUUAUUGGAGGGAAGGCUACUGUACACACUCCAUGGCCAUCAGGGUCCAGCUACCUGUGUGGCCUUCUCCAGGGCUGGGGAUUACUUUGCUUCAGGUGGUUCCGAUGAACAGGUCAUGGUGUGGAAAACUAACUUUGACGCUGCAGAUUAUGAAGAGGUGCUGAGAUCCCAACAAAGAGCCACCAGUGUGAACAGUGCGGUCCAAUCCGGGGAAAGACAGUCAAGGUCAUCACUACGGGCCUCUUCAAGGUCACGUGGAGUGGAGUCACAGUCCUCAGAAGGAUUUGAGUUCUCAGACAUUUCCCAUGUUGAGAAAAGGAGUCUGAGCCAGACUUGUCCUUCACAGGUUCCCAAAGAUACUCCUGUCUCAUCUCCAACCUCACGACAGCAGCAGCCUCAGGACAAUGGGGUUCCAGCAGCCCUGGCUAGCACCCUGGAACAUAUAGUGUGCCAGCUGGAUGUCCUUACCCAGAGCAAAUUGAACAGAAGAAGUGGCGAUGAAACUCCCCGGGCAGCAUAUCUUAUGCAUACUGGGCUGCAGUGCUCUACGGUUCAAACCAAAGCCAUUACCUGCAGUACGAUAAAAAGGUAGAGGUAGCAUGUGUUUAGUUUCAUUUCUGGUUAAUAAAAAAAAAAAAUGGUCCGUGUCGUUUGUCUGCUGUAUUUAAUAAGAGGAGAGGUUCCGAUAUCGAAACGCUACACUGAGCUGGGGUGUGACAUAGAGGGCGCUGUUGACUGCAAGAGUGGCUGAAGACUUAUGUGGUGUGGGCAUGUGACCCUGUAUUAGCCAGUUGGGCUGCUACAGUUCAGGUUUUAAUUAACCAGUAAUGGUAGCAAAGGAAAUACAUUGCUUUACUACAUAGAGUUAAAAGUACAGUGGGCUAAUCCCCCCCACCCCCCCUCUUAUUCCAAUGAAUAAGCCUACGUAUCAUUGAAAAAUGUU